Eruca vesicaria subsp. sativa (arugula) is the source of this 1683-nucleotide messenger RNA. The record is from the annotation of a GenBank genome assembly. NCBI's taxonomy places the organism in Eukaryota, Viridiplantae, Streptophyta, Magnoliopsida, Brassicales, Brassicaceae.
AAAAAAAAAAAAAAAACCUUAUCCAAACUUUUUAAAAAAUGCCACUAGCGAUCUCUCUCCCAACCUCAUCUCCUCCUCCUCACCUCUUCCCUCGCCGCCGCCCUCACGCAAAUCUCCGAACCCGCCGCAUCUCCGCAUCUUCCGCCCAAGAGAAUCAUCAAACAGGCGUCAUCAUCAUCGGCGCCGGACUCGCCGGCCUAGCCGCCGCGACUCGUCUCACCUCCGCGCAAAUCCCUUUCCAACUCCUGGAAGCUUCCGACGGCGUCGGCGGCCGCGUCCGCACAGACGUCGUCGACGGCUUCUUCCUCGACAGAGGGUUUCAGAUCUUCAUCACCGCCUACCCCGAAGCCAAGAAGCUUCUCGAUUACGAAUCCCUCGACCUCCAGAGAUUCUACGCCGGAGCUAAGGUUUUCCACGGCGGAGAGUUUCACACCGUCGCCGAUCCUCUCCGUCAUCUAUUAGACUCCGUGGCCUCUCUAACGAACCCGAUCGGAUCGGUUUUUGACAAGGGGCUUAUCGCGUUGACGAGAGCUAGGGUUCUGGUUAGAUCGGACGAAGAGAUAUUGACUAGCGUCGAGGAAGUUACGACGAUUGAGCUUCUUCGGAAGAUCGGUUUCUCCGAUGAGAUUCUCGAUCGGUUUUUUCGUCCGUUUUUCGGUGGGAUUUUUUUCGAUAGAGAUCUCGAAACGACGUCGAAGCUGUUCGAUUUUGUUUUUCGGUGUCUUGCUUUGGGAGAAAACACGCUUCCCGCUAUGGGGAUUGGAGAGAUUCCUAACCAGUUGGCGGGUAAAUUACCGGUUGAUUCGAUCUUGUUGAACACUAGAGUCGCUUCGGUUGAGUAUCAAAACGGGUCGGGUUCACCUUUAGUGAGACUACAAGACGGCGGCGUUUUGAAUGCAGAGUUGGGUGUUAUACUCGCUGUCGAGCAACCACAAGUGGAUAAGCUUUUAAACGGUAUUAGAGAACCGGUUAGUAUUAAACCGGCUCGGAGUACUGUUUGUAUUUACUUUGCAGCUGAACCGGAUCAGAUACCGGUGCAAGAUCCGGUUCUGUUUCUCAAUGGGACGAACAGUGGUAUUAUAAACAAUAUGUUUUUCCCUACGAACGUUGCUCGGACGUACGCGCCGCCGGGGAAGGCUCUGGUUUCGGUAUCUUUGAUCGGUUUGUUUGAGGAUAGGUCCGAUGAGGAGUUAGCAGCGGAGGUUAUUAGGGAACUCUCUGGUUGGUUUGGUGAGUCUUCGGUUAUGUCAUGGAGACAUUUGAGAACGUACCGGAUCGGAUUCGCUCAGCCGAACCAAUGCCCGCCCACUGAUUUGGUUAAGGAUCCUCGGGUUGGGGCGGGUCUUUACUUAUGCGGUGAUUACAUGACUUCUGCUACGUUUGAUGGUGCUUUGGUCUCUGGUAGACGAGCUGUGGAAGCUUUGUUACAAGAAAAGGGACUAGUUUGAGCUCUCUAAUUGAAAAUGUUGAUUGUGUUUAUUUUGAAGAUUCUUUUUGUAACUAUAUUCAUGCCUUCUUGUAGUAUGCAUCCUCUAAAACCAUAUGUAUACCUAGAGGCUAGUAAGUAGUAUGCUUCUCUGAUGAUGAGCAAUGAAACACAGUGAUGAUCUGUGUGGUGUUUACAUGGUUUUACAAACCAAGGAAGACAUUACCUCAGAUCUUUUCCCUAAGUUUCAAUCCAAC